This is a messenger RNA of Rhea pennata, 3573 nucleotides long. It is a transcript of the gene C1QTNF12, whose product is annotated as C1q and TNF related 12. Gene Ontology annotation, molecular function: hormone activity. The transcript is spliced from 10 exons. Gene Ontology annotation, biological process: positive regulation of insulin receptor signaling pathway; negative regulation of gluconeogenesis; positive regulation of D-glucose import across plasma membrane. The record is from RefSeq and is a predicted model, not a curated record. The coding region runs from base 347 to 1309 and encodes 320 amino acids. NCBI's taxonomy places the organism in Eukaryota, Metazoa, Chordata, Aves, Rheiformes, Rheidae.
GGUAGUAAUUAUCAAAACUAGCGAAACACUCCAUACUAAAGAAAUCUUGAAGCAGAGCUUACUGAGAGGAACUUGUCUUCCAGUAAUGGCUUCUCUUCAGUACCCUGGAUUCAGAGAAAAACUUGGCUGUCAGUUCAGGUGCCAUUUGUGAAAAAUUAGGAAGAACAGAUGACUGAACCCUUGCGCUCUCACUUUCAAGACUUUCAUAUAUGUCCUUGCUCCUUGCCUUUGGUAACAGAAGAUUUAUUUACUUCUAUAGAGAAGUCUGUGUUUGUUCCUAUUAUUAGUGGUGGAAGUUUUUGCAUUUGGAGAGUGCCUUUCCUGAUUCAGCCCCUCCUUUUUCAAAAUGAAGAGGUACAUCUGGGUAUUUGUGGCAACAUUACUUUGUCAGCAGCUUUGCCUCUUCAGAGUGAUGGCAGGAAAGAAAGAGAGAAAGAUGAAGAAAGAACCUAAUCAGUAUACAGAGCCUUUCAAUAUUACCCUGUCAAACAGUGAAGAACUGCAUGGGCAUCCCAAGAUUCUAGAAUCUCCAGAUCCUCGAAUUACAGAUCCACGACGUACCUGGAUCUCCUUUGUUCACCGCCCGGAUGAUGGCAACACCUCCAAAAGGAGAUGCAAAGGGAAAGACAAGAAAUUACGUGGCCUUGUUGGGCCGCCGGGACCUCCUGGCCCCCAGGGACCUCCAGGAGCACCUGGUGCAGAAGUCACCCGGGAAGUCCUUCUGCAGGAGUUUAAGGAUAUAUUAAAAGAAGCCAUUGAGCGGCGGACAUCCCUGGCUAUUUCAGCCCAUCCUAGCCAGCUACCUCCACUCCUACUCUCUUUGGAAGAGGUUUCACCCCACAGACGCAUAGAGGAGGCAUUUCACUGCAAGCUAAAAGGACAAGUUGUUGUAGAUAAGAAGACCUUGGUAGAACUUCAGAACUUCCAGUCGCCUCUGGCUAAAGGAGCUUUUCUCCGGGGGACAGGCUUAAAUCUGGCAACCGGACGUUUCACAGCACCUGUGUCUGGCAUCUACCAGUUUUCAGCCAACAUCCACAUCGACCACAGUGAGUUGAAGAGUAAAGUCCAGCUCCGAGCAAGAGACAAUGUCCGAGUGUUGAUCUGCAUUGAAUCUCUCUGCCACCGCUACCUGUCUUUGGAAGUCAUCGCUGGUCUGGAAAGUAACAGCAAAAUCUUCACUGUCUAUGUGCAUGGCUUACUGCAACUGCAGGCUGGUCAGUACACCUCCAUAUUUGUGGACAACAGUGCAGGAGCUCCCAUCACUAUUCAGAAUGGAUCAGAUUUCAUGGGCAUGUUAAUGGGUGUGUAACAUCAACAUCUGCAGCAGUGUAACAGGGAAGAAUAUGAAUCAGAGCCUUGCAGUAUAUGUAUGACUUAAGAAAUGUUUACUUUGACCCUUGAGGACUGCUUCCUAUAACUCGUUGGCAUCUUUUUAAAUGCAAUGAAGAGGCUUUUCUUUUGCAGACACUUCAGCUUGCUUUCAGGGGUUUUUCAAGGUGCACACCAAUUCAUCAUAAAAAUAUAUUUUUAUAAUUCAGAAACAAAUGCUAUACUAUUCAACUUGUGCUUCACCAGAUGCUCACUGAACAAUACACUGAAGUUUGGAAUUUGUUGCUUUAUAACUUUGUCACAAUAACACUGGUAAUCAGUAUGUCUUUGGCAUUUAUUUUUGAGGUGUUUGAGUUUGUAAAUGAAGGAUUCAGAGGUAAAGUAAAGCAGUGGCUAUAUUCUCUGUGUUGUGGAGGAAGAGGACAAGCAUUUGCCAGCAAAACUGUUUUUUCAUAUAAUUGGAAAAGGUAUAGGCACUCUGUCUUACUCAAACUUGGAUAUACCUGGCAAGAGGCACAUUGGGUACUCAGACAAUGCCCACUUUGCAGGUGUGAAUGUAAGGCCUGAACUCUUUAAUUGUCGUCGUUUGCAUCUAAAUAUUUCCUUGAUCUAUUGAUGAAACUGGACACUUUGCCUGCAUAGUUUUGUUUAUGAAGGGCUAAGAUCAACCAGGCAAGAGCACCAAUUCCAGCAUGAUCAACAUGUAUUCUUAUGUUUUAAUAAGAUGUAAAUUUGGUUUUGGUUAUAUAUUCAUUUUAAAAUGUGUUAAAUUACGCUAGAACCAAAAGGCAGACAAAGCAAGACUAGUAGCCUUAGAUCAGAUAUGGCACCUGUUUAUGGUGCUUGUUUGACUGCAUAGAAAUAAUGAACGAAAACCUCAGAAAAGACUUACUUCCACUGGGUGACCAGGGUCAUAUAAAGUCUAUGUGAGCUGUAUUUGGAGAUUGUAAGUGCUGUCAAAGACCUUCUGAAAGCCAACUUGAAGGUAGUGACUGUGUUCUGGGUUUGUAUAAGUCUCAGUUUGCAAAAUUGAUCCUCAAAAGCAGCUUUCCAUGUAACACCAGACUAUAAACUCAUCUUAACAAAGUCAAAAGAUAUUGACACUUCAUGUGUCAGCCAGAAUGUUGCCCAAGAUGUGGUUAACAACUGAGUAAUAAAAAAAGAAGAAGAAAAAAAAAGAAAAAUACCCACCUACACCCAUUUCAUGUACCUCUAUAGUUUUCCCCCUGUUGAUUCAAUUUAGCUAAGGAAAUGUCUGGAUAACAAUCUAACAGAUAGAUAGCAGCAAGACCAAAAGUGGAGUCCAGAUAUUUGAUCCUGAAUGUCCAUGGUGAAUAGGAGAUAUCCAUUGUACAAUGUUGUAAUUUUUGAUGAUCUGCUGCAAUAUCUUCAUACAAUGAAAACAGAGACUGCUGGGGACGCCAGGAGGCAUGCAAGGUUGUCAUCUAUUGCUGUGUUUGUAAGUCAGGAUGAUCAGUAUAUGCUGUUUUGACAACCUCCAGUAAUAUUGCUAUUGAGGUGGGUGCACAAACAUACCUUAUUUCAAGAGCUGUGGGAAAAUCUGCUGAAACUGCUUUUUUCAUCUCCAUUCUCAAUACUUGGAGACAGAUCAGCAAAGGGAAAAUACUGUUUAGUUCUCCCUUGAAGAAUGUAUUGCAGUGGUACCUAAUGAAAAAGAGGAGAGAGUAGCAGGAGUAAUCUAAUAGUGCUAUUCUAUACACAGGUAAAUUCAUCCUUCUAGUCAAUGGAAUGAAAUUGUUUGAACUACAUCUGUGUCACUGUCUAAAAUACAGGAGCUGUCAAGGUGUAUGUUACCCUGAAUUAUUUCUAGCUUCACAAUACAUGUUAGCAAUUCUUUUUUCUUUUUCUUUUUCUUUUUUUUUUUUUUUUUUUUUGUAAUAUAAUUUGGGAAGAAUGCACUUCUAAAUACAGGCUGUGGUACUCCCCUGGCAGAUGGAAUCCACACCUAUGGAAAGGCAUAGCAAGUAGCCACACUAUUGAUUUUGGAGCUUUGGAAAGCACAAAACACAUAUGAAUAUCGCUAACCCUAUCAACAAAGGUUGGCUGUUUACGUUGGGUUUUGAUGGAAUAGAUGUAGUCAGGGCAAGGGCCCUAUAUCCCAACAUGUAUUACUCUACUGUACUUUAUAUUGUGUGAAUAUUUGUAAUAAAUUGGGCUGUUUCAUAUAUGACUUACAGCAACAAAAUCAGUGUGUUGUGACAUUCAAUGUAUAUUGUUACACCU